CGCACAGUACUCAUUUGGAUUUUCUCACAAAUUCAUCGAAAGAUGUACUUUUCACCUGUGGAAUUAACAAAAUCUUUUUUUUGAAAAAAGGGAAGCAGCUGCCGUAAAAACUCAAUGAAAGGAGAGCAAAAAAAGGCCGUGUGAAAAGGCUGCUUCCAAACUGGUACAUUUAUACACAGUCCGGGCUUUAAGCUAAAUUCGUCGUCAAUGUGCUUAAAUCUACGCUUCUGUACUUCGUUUUUCAUGUACCCUUUAAAUGAGAGAAGCUAGAACAGUCUCUUGUGGGAGUUCUUGAUUUCUGCUGUUUCUGAUCUGCGUAAGUGCACGCACAACGCACACCAUAUAUCUUUUUUUGAGCUUGAACUUCUGGGAAAAGGGAUGAGGUCAGCCCUCGUGUUUCUUGUUCUGCUAGGCCCGUUUGUCGCCUGUGUGUUUGAGUUUCAAGCUGAAGCUGCACCUGCUGGGCCGUUGAUAAAGCACUUGUCCUCUCUUGUGAAAUGGACUAGGUCCUCCUCCAAAACGCCCCAUCAAUCAGAUGGGAAUGUGCUUCAAUUCGAAGAUGGAUAUUUAGUUGAGACUGUUGUUGAAGGGAAUGAACUUGGGGUUGUUCCAUACUCCAUCCGCGUCUCACAAGAUGGAGAGCUCUUUGCCGUCGAUGCUGUCAAUAGCAACAUUGUUCGAAUUACGCCUCCAUUAUCCCAAUAUAGCAGGGCAAGAUUGGUUGCAGGAUCAUUCCAGGGUCACACUGGCCAUGUGGAUGGAAAACCUAGUGACGCUCGCUUUAAUCAUCCAAAGGGGGUUACCAUGGAUGAUAAAGGGAAUGUUUAUGUUGCUGAUACCUCAAAUCUUGCCGUUAGAAAGAUUGGAGAAGCAGGUGUGACAACUAUUGCUGGGGGAAAAUCAAAUGUCGCUGGAUACAGGGAUGGACCAAGUGAAGAUGCAAAAUUUUCAAAUGAUUUUGAUGUCAUAUAUGUUAGGCCUACCUGUUCAUUGUUAGUUAUUGAUAGGGGCAAUGCAGCUCUUCGUCAAAUCUCUCUAAAUAAAGAGGACUGUGAUUAUGAAAACAGCUCCGUUUCACCUACAGAUCUUCUUAUGGUUGCUGGUGCUAUCUUAAUAGGGUAUGCUUCAUGCAUACUCCAACAAGGAUUUGGUGGUUCUUUUUUCUCCAAGAUGAAAGAGCAUACUGGAACUAAAAUCGAGGAGCAAUCAGUAAGCAAGGAGAUGCCCACUCCUAUUGACGUGACUGUCAAGGAAGAUCAAGAAGCUGCAUGGCCAUCAUUUGGGCAAUUGGUCUGGGACCUUACCAAACUUGCACCGGAAGCAUUAGGUGGCAUCUUUCUUCAGUUCAUCCCCUCGCGUUUCAGCGGAAAGAUGAUCCCCAGAAGAGGUCUCACUCCACUGAAAGAUUCUCUCAUUAUGCCUGAAGAUGAAGCUCAGCCUUCUUCCGCAUUAAAACAGUGUGCUCCUACUCCUCUUUCUGAAACCAGGCAGGCCCACGGUCCAAUGCCUAGUGAGAGAUUCUCAGACGUUAAACCCCCUAAAAUGAGAUCCACCAGCUUAAAAGACCCUUCUCUAUCAAGCAAGCACAGGUCUUCCAGAAGACAAGAAUACGCUGAGUUUUAUGGAUCUGGUGAGGUUCCUCAGUAUGGACAAGUAAGAUCUAAGAGCCAGAAAGAAAGAACAAAGCAUCGUCAACGAGAGAAAAGUGGAGAUGCAACAUUUGCAGCACCAGCAUUGGAGCCAAAGCCUGCUGAAAUCAAGUCAACCAGCUAUGAUCCAAAGUAUGACCCUUACAAUUUCAGAAGCAAAUAUGGCGAUUCGUACCGUUUUGAUUAGUCUAGCACAUCUUCAGCAGCAUCACCUUUGGGCAAAUUUAUGUUCCCUCAUCCAAUGUAACUCUUUCGAGUAUUGCAAACAAACAGAAUUUGCAGAGCAAUGUAUGGGCAAGAUCACCUCUUGGUUUUGUGCCUGUGUUAUAACUAGGUUUAA
This is a messenger RNA of Sesamum indicum (sesame), 1989 nucleotides long. NCBI's taxonomy places the organism in Eukaryota, Viridiplantae, Streptophyta, Magnoliopsida, Lamiales, Pedaliaceae. The record is from RefSeq and is a predicted model, not a curated record.